GUUGAACAUUCAACGCUUCAAGAUCCUCUUUUUGCUACUCCCAAAACUGUACAACAAACGGAACCAGAGUGAGAGAGAGAGAAACAGUGAUUCCAAAUGGGGGCUCUGAUAAAGCUAAUAGACGCAAUACUGUUUAUCUUCUUCAUGGUCUUCCCUGUUUUAGCUCUGGUUAUCGACUCCCAAAUUUGCUUUCCUGACAAGUACUUCCCUGACAACCUCGUCGAUCUCAAGCUCUGGUACACACGCGAGUAUGGGGAUUACUUGGUGGACGAGAAGCCCAAUUUCUUUGUGGGUAUUGUAUGGCUCGAGCUUCUCUUCCUCUGUCCUCUCUCCAUCUUCAAUCUCUUCGGUAUUAUGGGUGGCAAGUCUUGGUUCAACACCACUUGCUUGGUCUAUGGCGUCUCUGCUUUCACUUCCAUGGUUGCCAUAUUAGCAGAACUGAUCGGUUCCCGGAAGGCAUCGGAAGAGUUAUUGAUGAUGUACUACCCCUUCAUGGGUUUUGCAGUUUUAGCCAUUCUGCGCGGCCUGCUACCUCACUCUGGCAAGACUACCGCAAUGGGCAAAAGACCUGCAUUGAAUAGGAAAAAGAAGGCUUGAUGUCUUUCAACUUGGCGACUGAUAUUUUCUGUUCCUCUCAUCUUUAGAAAAUUUCCCAUUCCAGUUUUUUUGCAGUUGGCUGAUUUAAGUUCAUUAUGCAUCAACUGAACUGAAGUUAUGAACAAGAAUCAUUUGUAAAUUGAUUUUGUUACAAGCUACGAUGAUAUCCACAGAAGUUUGAACAAAUGCUGGUUUAUGAUGAGUUCCAAUUAUGGCUGUUAUGAAA
Messenger RNA from Cornus florida, 823 nucleotides. RefSeq lists its product as uncharacterized. NCBI's taxonomy places the organism in Eukaryota, Viridiplantae, Streptophyta, Magnoliopsida, Cornales, Cornaceae. The transcript is spliced from 2 exons. Gene Ontology annotation, cellular component: endoplasmic reticulum. Bases 97 to 597 code for a protein of 166 amino acids. The record is from RefSeq and is a predicted model, not a curated record.